AUGCAAAUCGGCAAUGUCCCCGUCAACCGGCACAUUCUUCGGGGCCUCUCCGAACUGUUUAACUCUCAACAGGACUCUGAUUGCGUAAUUAUCUUCUGUCGGGAACGCUGCUCCAAUCCGAUAUCGGAAGCGGCCUCAUCCUCGAAGCGGAAGGGUCCGGAUGGCGAACCCUCUCGCCAAGAAGUCUUCGGCGACCCCAUGCCCGGCCAUCGCUUCGUAUUGAGAUGCGCAUCGGAGCAUUUUAAAGCGAAGCUCGAACGCUGGUGCGAAGCACAGAAUGGCGAUGCCGCCCCAGCGCCCAGCAAGCGGCUGCGAGUGAGCUCAUCACGACGGACGGCGACAGCACCAUCAUCAUCAUCAGCUGCAGCAGCAUCAGCAGCAGCAACAACACCGGCUCCGACUACGCUCAGUUAUCCGCAGCUGCUUAUACCUCUAGGCAGUGCGGCGGAGGUGUCCAGCACCCGUGCCGCCAUCCAGUUCGCCUACACGGGUCAAGUGGCCGCCGGCAGCGUCCGCGAGGCUCUGGAGGUUCGGCGGCAGGGCGGCUACCUGCAGAUCCACGGCUGCGCGGCGGCGUGUGAUGAACUCAUAAAGAGACUGAUAAAGGAGGUCGCGUCCGACGAUGCGCUGUUAAGUACCGACAUAACGGGAGCGGUUGUGAAGCAAAAACGGAAGCCACAGGCUGCAGGCUGCUGGGGAAGCACUCAGGGCUUACGGAGCUUGGGGCUGCAGGCAGCGUUUGAGCUGUAUGAACACGAGAAUCUGUGGCCGGAGGGCGCCAGCGCAGACGCAAGCUUCGCGAGCGUCCUAUCAUGCGCUGGAGCAUCGCUCGUUUCUCACUUUGGCAGCACACUUGCCGUUCUCAACAGCCCCCUGCUCAACGAGCGGCUGUUGUCGCUGCCCGCCAUCGCGCUGGAGUUGCUCCUGUGCUCUGACGACUUGGCCACAGACUGCGAGUCCAGCGUGUUGCUGCUGCUGGCCACGUGGAUGCGGGAGAACUUUCACAAAACGAAUGACGAAGAUCGCAAGCGCCUGUGCCGUACGGUACGACUGGCUCAGCUGAGCCGGCCGUACGCUGGUACAAUCUUGCCAGCUCUGGCGGCGGACUACGAAUUGGCGUUGGGGGCCGAAGAAAAGCCAUCUGGCUGGUUUCCUUUGAACCUCGCGGACGCCCUCUUUACCUCGAGUGUCGUUAAUGCACAGGAGGACGAGCGGCUAAAGCUGCUGGCGAUGGCUCUGAACCAAGCUGACAAGGCCCCCCUGGCAUCUCAGUGGGCCUCAAUGAAACUGAACCGGCGGCCGCAGUGCAUACCGCCGACGGGCCUCGAAGUCAGGUGGCAUGUACGGCAGGAGGAGCUGCUGGCGGCACUGGCGCGCCUGCAACCUGGCAAGACGGCUAAGGUUUGUUGCACCUUCGAGGCCAGCGGCCGUGGCAUCAGCGACAGCGAUUGCAGCAUCUACAUCGCCGCCGGCUUCUCCUGGUCCCUUUGGAUUAAGAUGUUCUACGGGCCGCAGCGACCGUUUGCGGGGCUGUUUGUGCGGUGUGAGCUUCCAACCGCGUUUGCGGUGCCCGGGUCGAGGCUGUGUCUGGAGUCCGCCACCCGCAUGGUGGAGGCUGGAAGAGCUGAUAAGGUGGGUUUGCCUGGACGGGACAGGACAGGACAAGUAUCAAGAUGCCGUAUCAAGAUCCAGGUUGUGAGACGUACCCUGUACGUCAAGAUCUUGCUGUAA
Volvox carteri f. nagariensis is the source of this 1731-nucleotide messenger RNA. RefSeq lists its product as uncharacterized. The coding region runs from base 1 to 1731 and encodes 576 amino acids. The record is from RefSeq and is a predicted model, not a curated record. Lineage: Eukaryota; Viridiplantae; Chlorophyta; Chlorophyceae; Chlamydomonadales; Volvocaceae. The transcript has 3 exons.